CCCCGGGCCCGGGCCCGGCUCCGGCCCCGGCAUGUCUGCGGCCGCCUCGGCGGAUAUGAUCGAGACUCCCCCGGUGCUCAACUUCGAGGAGAUCGACUACAAGGAGAUGACCGUGGAGGAGGUUGUUGGAAGAGGAGCCUUUGGCGUGGUCUGUAAGGCAAAAUGGCGAGGAAAAGAUGUGGCCAUCAAACAAAUAGAAAGUGAAUCUGAAAGAAAAGCCUUCAUUGUUGAGCUUCGACAGUUGUCACGCGUGAAUCAUCCUAAUAUAGUCAAGUUAUAUGGAGCCUGUCUGAAUCCAGUGUGUCUUGUUAUGGAGUAUGCUGAAGGAGGUUCUCUAUACAAUGUGCUGCAUGGUGCUGAGCCUCUGCCUUAUUAUACUGCUGCACAUGCAAUGAGUUGGUGUUUACAGUGUUCCCAAGGAGUGGCAUAUCUCCACAGCAUGAAGCCAAAGGCUCUAAUUCACAGGGACCUGAAACCACCAAACUUGCUGUUGGUAGCUGGGGGGACAGUUCUAAAAAUCUGUGAUUUUGGUACGGCCUGUGAUAUUCAAACACACAUGACCAACAAUAAGGGAAGUGCUGCUUGGAUGGCACCUGAAGUUUUUGAAGGUAGCAAUUACAGUGAAAAAUGUGACGUAUUUAGUUGGGGUAUUAUUCUUUGGGAAGUGAUCACCCGGAGGAAACCUUUUGAUGAGAUUGGUGGUCCAGCUUUCCGCAUAAUGUGGGCUGUUCAUAAUGGUACUCGGCCACCACUGAUCAAAAAUUUACCUAAGCCUAUUGAGAGUUUAAUGACCCGGUGCUGGUCUAAGGAUCCCUCACAACGACCUUCCAUGGAAGAAAUUGUCAAAAUUAUGACACACUUGAUGCGGUACUUCCCAGGAACUCAGGAACCUCUUCAGUAUCCUUGUCAGUAUUCAGAUGAAGGCCAAAGCAACUCAGCCACUAGUACAGGCUCGUUCAUGGACAUCACGUCUACAAACACUAGUAACAAGAGUGAUGCUAACAUGGAACCUGCUGACAUUCAAGGAACUGCUACCAAUGAUACCAUUAAACGCUUAGAAUCAAAAUUAGCCCAGCAAAUGAAAAAUGCAGCAAAGCAGCCAGGUGACCCUGGUCGUUUAAGUUUACCUCCAUCUCGUGGAAGUAGUGUGGAGAGCUUGUCUGAUGUUCGUGGACGACCACAGUCAACCCUUGUUUCAGGGGAAGGCGCUAAGAGAAUGAGUGCCGACAUGUCUGAAAUAGAAGCAAGAAUUGCUGCUACCACAGCCUAUUCCAAGCCUAAACGAGGCCAUCGUAAAACUGCUUCAUUUGGCAACAUUCUGGAUGUCCCUGAGAUCAUCAUACCAGCAGGAAACGGACAGCAGAGGCGUAGAUCCAUUCAAGACCUUAGUGUUGCUGGAACAGAAUCCAGUCAGGAGAGUAGAAACAGCAGUAGGUCUUCUAGUCCUAGUGUGAGAAUGAUCACUACCUCGGGACCAACCUCUGAAAAGCCAGCUCGUAGUCUUCCAUGGACACCUGAUGAAUCUACAGAUACUAAUGGAUCAGAUAACUCCAUCCCAAUGGCCUAUCUUACACUAGAUCAUCAGUUGCAGCCUCUAGCACCAUGCCCAAACUCCAAAGAAUCUAUGGCUGUGUUUGAACAGCACUGUAAAAUGGCACAAGAAUAUAUGAAAGUUCAAACAGAAAUCGCAUUGUUGUUGCAGCGAAAACAAGAACUAAUAGCAGAACUGGACCAGGAUGAAAAAGACCAGCAAAACACAUCCCGUCUGGUACAAGAACAUAAAAAGUUGUUAGAUGAAAACAAAAGUCUUUCAACAUACUACCAGCAAUGCAAAAAACAAUUAGAGGUCAUCAGAAAUCAGCAACAAAAGCGGCAAGGCACAUCAUGAUUCACUGGGACCUUUCUGAUGAAAAAUAUGCACACAAAAGACUGGUUUUUUUAUUAUUCCUUAUUUUGACAACUGAUGAGUGUUAGCUUCUUGGUGUGUUCUGAAUGCCUAUAUUUGUCUGCUACACUUAAAACAUCAUUUAAUUUUCCUUUUCCUAUGAUGGACAUUCAGUUCAACAAGUUAAUCAAAUAAGGUGGGAGAAAAUUGACUUGAGUUAAUCAACGGCACUCAAGUUAAAGCAAAUACAGUGAACUGUGGCUGUAUGCAUGCUCCUUGUGUGAAGGCUAGCCUAACAGAUGUUAAAGUGGCUGCUAAAUUAUAAGAUCUUGUUUUUAAUUUUUGGUGUUACCUCGAUAAGAGCAAAACACAAACUCUUCUGGUUUAGAAUGGUUUUGUUCUUGUGUCUCAUCUCAAGGAAAUUUACAAUGACAGUCAUUUUCAGGAUUUAAACAUGUACCAUACUGCAGAGAUGAUGUUGUUUGACCAAUAAUUCACAAUGCAUUAGUGAGACAUUUUACCUUUAGGCUUGGUGCAUUUUUUCAGAUGGAAAAUAUUAAUCAAACUGAUGCCAGCAUUGGUUCAGAACUUGAUGACCCUGCAUUUUGACUGAAAUGUUUCUUGUAAUCUUGUAUUCAUAAAAUAUUUGAAGUAAAAGAUUAUUUUCUUUACUUUCAUGUGGGGGAUUGACGUGCAGGGGGUGGCAUGCAGUUUUAUCUAAUCAUACUGAGCAAAAAGUAUUGUGAUUCAUUGGGUAAAAAGGUCUCAUAUAAAAGAAACCAAUCAGAAUGUAUACAAAUGCGUGUUGAAGCUUACCACUUUUGUGCCUCUAUCAUCAUUUUCAGAAAGAUAUUCAGAAAGCAAAUGAACAUAAAGGUUAUAGAAUCAUUCCCUCUAUAAUAGUUAAUGGGAUAUUUUUUUACAAUCUAUUUGAAACACUGAAAAAUAUGGCAGCAUUCACCAUAAAUGUAAAUCAGUUUGUUUCCAGUAAGGAACUGGAGGCUGCUGAGAGAAUUUUAUUUAUUUUAAAUACAAAAUCUUGUAAUGGAGCCAGGAAUGCAGAUGGAGGAAGCUGGCAUAAGAAAAUGAGAGAAAUUACUUAGGUCUGAAUCAGGAAUCUUAGUUAUUCCAGUCAUUUGAUCACAGUUCAAAGCAAGCCCAUCAUAGAAUGCCUGCUGCCCUUACUAAUAACAGAAGCGUUGCAUAUAACUAACUCAAAGCAUGAAAUGGUCAGUAUCUUUAAUAGCCGUGAUUAUGUUGGCAGAAAUAACGACUGUUUACAGUAAAAAAUGCUUAUUUGGAUUAUUUCACCUGGUAGAAAAAUGAGGAUUUUUUUAAUAGUCAUAACUUAUUUCUUAAAUAAGCUGUUGGUGGUUUUUAGUAGCAUUAAUAUUUUGUAAUGAGAAAAUAGAAAAUGAAAAUUUAGAUGUUGUGUCCUCAAAAUACCAGAGAUGAGAUAAACAUUUGAUUAUUUAAUCAUUGUGCUUUAUUUCAAAUGAGUAAUUAUUGCAAGGGCCUGACCGUUAGAUGAACUUAACAGGAUAGUAGUAGUAAAAAACCUUGCAAUUUUCCUCUUCCCCUCUUCUAUCUGAUAACCUUUGAUAUUACUGUGUGAGUAAUUAAAAAUAUCAAGGAUGAAAGAUAAUUUACUGAAUGGCUUCAUUCUGACUUCAAAAUAAAUCUAUUAUUUGAGAAUCGUUUGGGAGUUAAAGCCCUUCCUUCAUUUUAUUUAAAUAAAAGAAGGGUUAUCAUUCCCGAAACCUUAGCAGAUAAUUUCAUUAGUUAGCUGAAACUGAUAUUGGGAUCAACUUAAGGGCACACAUAUUUAUAGCAAAAUGUAAUUGGCAAAGAAAAUAACUGUAGUAUUAGGAAUAGCACAAGUUAUCCAGAGCAUUGCUCUUUGCAUACAUCUGUCCAUCUACCAAAAUGGACACUGUCAGUGUUCAGCAGCUUUCUUAAUGUGUUUAAGCAUGAAGUAGAGCAGCAUAAAUACUAAUGGUUGACUUCACAUGCAUGGUUAAUAAUUAGAAAAGGAAAAUUGUUUCCCAGGACAGUUACUGGGGUUUUGCUGUGUCAUAAUAUGUUAAAAAAAAAACAAACAACAGUACUAAUACUUCAUGUGCAAAGUCACUUUAUGGCAAAGUUAGAUUAAUGGAAGUGAAAGCAAUGCUAACAUCAUUUAAGGGUACAUAAUAUGAAAGUCUAAUUUUACAGUUGCUUAUAACUUCUUAAGUUUACAUUUAAAAAGGGUCUUGGAUCAUGAAUACUGUACAUUUACUGUACACUGUGGAAUUCAGCUCUGUUAAAUAUUUAGAUUGUAUUGCCAGUCUAACUAAUUUACAGAAGGGAAUAUCUGCUUUUCAGCCCUUCCUCUUCAAAUUCCACCAAAAAUUGAAACUAUUUACCCUACUUUGUUAGUGACGUUUUCUCUGUGAGCAAGAUGCAUAUACACCCAUCGUAGAAAAUCUGAUGGACUUUCUAAUGGCAAUCUUAGCUAAGCAGAAUUAGCAGUUUACCAUUGAGUGACUUUAGCAUUUUCAAAAGCUCUUGUUUUGAAGUUGUUUACAAAUGUACUUUUAUCUUUCUGCUUAAACUAUUUUGGAGUGUUCAGGAACUAUUUCAGGUCCUCUUCUAUUCAGUUAAAGCUACUCCUCUGAUCAUGGAGGUGAAACAUCUAGUUUUGUCCAGGCACUGCCUUUUCAUUCUCAAAACAGUAACAGGCUCUGCUUUUGGUUAAUGUUUUGUGUAAAAUAUUGUGUAAUGAAAGUAUGCUUCUGUAUACUGUGCUGUUCUACCAAAAAUGCUUUUGUUUUAGGCUUUAUUUUUGUUUUUGUUUUUUGAUGAAAAGUUGAAGAUUGUAAUUCAAAACCUGUACAUAAAAUGGUGAAUGAUUUCAUAUGAUCUAGGAAUGAGCAGUGUGGCUUUCUGCUACAGGGGUGUAUUACACUACCAGGAAUAUAAUUAAUAAAAGUGAGAGAUUUCAAC
Messenger RNA from Gavialis gangeticus (Gharial), 4870 nucleotides. RefSeq names its product mitogen-activated protein kinase kinase kinase 7 (gene MAP3K7). Gene Ontology annotation, molecular function: ATP binding; MAP kinase kinase kinase activity; magnesium ion binding. Gene Ontology annotation, biological process: positive regulation of canonical NF-kappaB signal transduction; JNK cascade; protein phosphorylation. The transcript is spliced from 17 exons. The coding region runs from base 32 to 1888 and encodes 618 amino acids. Lineage: Eukaryota; Metazoa; Chordata; Crocodylia; Gavialidae. The record is from RefSeq and is a predicted model, not a curated record.